AUAUUAUUCUCAUGAGCUGUAUCAUGCUGAUACGCAGUUCACAAUUUGUAAAAAUGGAUGACUGUUGGAGAUUCGAGAUAAACAAACGUGUGAUAGGGUGAUUGUUAUGUAAACAUAUUACGAAAUAAGUGUGAAAAUGGUCAUAAGCUAGUGGUUCUUGUCUGGUAUAAGACGUCGUCAUUCAGGAGGCUGAGGUAACAACGUGUGUGCGUGACGAAAUUUGUGUGUCAGGUGUAAUUAUAUUGUAAGCAAUGUUUUCGAAGACGUUAUGUAAGGCCCUACGGGGAGGAGUGAAUUCUUUCCACAUAAAAGAUGCGUUGAAAUGCCAUGUGAAUAACAGUCCGAAUAUUUUACGACAUCAUCAUUGCAUGAUGUUGCCAGAAAGUAUUUCACAGUCUCCAGAUUUCUUCUUCCGACAGCUUUUUGACAAUGAAAGCAGCACUUACACGUACCUUUUGGCCGACACCACCACGAAGGAAGCCAUCAUAAUUGACCCAGUACUUGAACUUGCUGAGAGGGAUGCACAGCUUAUUAGAGAUUUGGGAUUAACUUUGAAGUAUGCAAUGAACACCCACAUGCAUGCAGACCAUGUGACUGGCACUGGGUUGCUCAAAAAGCUGCUGCCGGGCUCGAAGAGCCUCAUCUCGAAGUCCAGUGGAGCACAAGCUGAUAUUUAUGUUGAGGAGGGCGUUGAUAUUCAGUUUGGGCGUCAUCGACUUUCAGUGAGAGCCACGCCAGGACACACAAAUGGUUGUGUGACAUACGUGAGUCAUGAACAAGGUGUAGCCUUCACUGGUGAUGCACUGCUCAUCAGGGGCUGUGGUCGCACUGACUUCCAGGAAGGAAAUUCCAAAACACUGUACAACUCUGUCCAUAGUCAGAUUUUUACGCUUCCAGAUAGCUUUAAGCUCUAUCCUGCACAUGACUACAAAGGUCAAACCACCACAACAGUUGGAGAAGAGAAGCAUUACAACCCACGGCUCACCAAACCACUGGAUGAAUUCAUCAAAAUAAUGGAGAAUCUUAACUUACCUUAUCCAAAAAUGAUUGAUAGGGCUGUGCCUGCUAACAGAGUCUGUGGCCUGCAUGACCUACCUUGAGCAGUUCUGCUGUCAGAUGAGUUCUGUAGAAGUGCAGUAUUUGUCAGAAUUACUGUCACAUGUAUCUGUCAUUUCAUACCAAGUAUACCAUUUUUAUAAAUUUAUAUAUUUUUGUUACUGUAGUGUAUGAUUUAUAUGUAUAAUAGGAAAUGGUUUAUGAUUCACUCUGUGUGCUAUUUAUGGGAUGUGGGGCACAAUUACCUUAGUGUCUGACAGACAGCAAUAAUUGUCAGCCCGAACUCAUCAUUUGAUAACACGUGUAGAAUGGCAAAGAAAUGUGGGAGAAAGAAGGGGAACAUAGAAGUAGAGAAAUUAUGUAACUAAUGAAAGGACUUGCCAUUGGAUUUGUGCUAGGCCUUUUCCACUAGUACAUCUUAGUAUUAUGGCACUGAGAUUUUUAUAGAACUCGGUUAGAGUCUUAUGUAAAAUUCUGUUCAUAUCUUUUAUUUGACUUGUGUAUGAAAUGUAGCAGUUUAGAGAUGGUAUUAGCCAUAAAAUUGUUUCAUUCCUAAGUACAGAAAUAACAUUCUUGUCACAUUCUGUACCAUGUACAAGUACUGGGAUUUCACCUCCUGCAUAUCAGUUCUUCCAUGAAAUCUGGAUUUUGAUCUUACUGCAUUCAGAAUGUAAAUAGAAAACAACCUGUGGAAAACAAUAGACAUUCACUGCACAUUUCAACUCUUAUAACCUUCAACAGGCCACCCUUGGGACGUUUCCAUGUGUUUGAAUGACAACAUAUGUCACAUGACACACAGGAAAUUUCAGUCUGUCACGUGACAGGAUUGGCAGUGGCUAUGUUAAGUCACUCUUUUAUAUAAACUAAUGAUUACAGUAAGUGUAGGAUAAGUGCUAAUUUUAGCAGGCAUAACUAUAAAAUAAGAUGUUUUCUUGUUACAUUUGAUACGUUGCUUAAAUGUGGAACUAAUUUUAUCUGUAUAUAACAGAUGGAUUGUGUUCUUUUGAUGGUAUUGAUGUAUAAAAUGCCUGUCACAUAAUGACAUAAAAAUGAAAGUACUAGAAAAUGGUAUAUAUAAAAAAAUGUCAUGACUGUCCUUGCUGAGAAAAUGUGUAACAGCUUAAGGCACAAUAUGUAGGCUUCUUUCAGAAGUCUUUAAGAAAGAGUGCAAAUGCUCCAAAAUGUUAUUGCUUCUACAUUAUACAUACAGUAUAAAAUCCUUAAAAUUCUCAUAUUAAAAAUAUAUAUCAAGGAUGAUCUUCA
This is a messenger RNA of Cryptotermes secundus, 2319 nucleotides long. Its product is annotated as persulfide dioxygenase ETHE1, mitochondrial. Bases 252 to 1100 code for a protein of 282 amino acids. Gene Ontology annotation, biological process: hydrogen sulfide metabolic process; glutathione metabolic process. Gene Ontology annotation, molecular function: sulfur dioxygenase activity. The record is from RefSeq and is a predicted model, not a curated record. The transcript is spliced from 6 exons. Lineage: Eukaryota; Metazoa; Arthropoda; Insecta; Blattodea; Kalotermitidae.